This is a messenger RNA of Heterocephalus glaber (naked mole-rat), 701 nucleotides long. The record is from RefSeq and is a predicted model, not a curated record. Lineage: Eukaryota; Metazoa; Chordata; Mammalia; Rodentia; Bathyergidae.
GCCCCCGGCAGCGAUAUGCAGCUUGCAGGCCACGGCAGCCCGUGGAGUGAAGCAAGUGUCGCCGACCCCCGGGCGAGUGGUACCGCGUCUACACGUAAACUAGAAAACUUGUCGGCCGAAUGGACCCUCCUUUCCUGUUGCGGAAACGGAGGCCCCGGAAAAGGAUGCCUUGCCCAAAGCCUCUUAUCAAAUGACACGGUAACUAUCCGGACCCGGAAGUUCAUGACCAACCGACUACUUCAAAGGAAACAAAUGGUCAUUGAUGUCCUUCAUCCCGGGAAAGCAACAGUACCCAAGACAGAAAUUCGGGAAAAACUCGCCAAAAUGUAUAAGACUACACCGGAUGUCAUUUUUGUAUUUGGAUUCAGAACCCAUUUUGGGGGUGGCAAGACAACUGGCUUCGGCAUGAUUUAUGAUUCUUUGGAUUAUGCGAAGAAAAAUGAACCCAAACAUAGACUUGCAAGACAUGGCCUGUAUGAGAAGAAAAAGACAUCAAGAAAGCAGCGGAAGGAACGCAAGAACAGAAUGAAGAAAGUCAGGGGCACUGCAAAGGCCAAUGUUGGUGCUGGCAAAAAGAAGAAAUGAAGUGUCUGGCAGUGAGCUGGAGAUCGGAGAACAGCCAAAGGAGUAAAGAUUUUGCAGUGCCUGUCUGCAGUGACUGCGGGUUUUUCACGAGAGGAUUAAUAAACUGUAAAAACUUC